Messenger RNA from Cricetulus griseus (Chinese hamster), 1281 nucleotides. The record is from RefSeq and is a predicted model, not a curated record. NCBI's taxonomy places the organism in Eukaryota, Metazoa, Chordata, Mammalia, Rodentia, Cricetidae.
AUUUAGAGCGACGAGAUUUAUCUCACAAGGAGAAACUCUACCUGAGAGAAUUAAACGUCAUUACAGAAACGCAGUGCACACUAGGUUUAACAGCAUUGCGCAGUGAUGAAGUGAUUGAUUUAAUGAUAAAAGAAUACCCAGCUAAACAUGCUGAAUAUUCUGUUAUUCUACAAGAAAAGGAACGUCAGAGGAUUACAGAUCAUUAUAAAGAGUAUUCUCAAAUGCAACAACAGAAUACUCAGAAAGUUGAAGCCAGCAAAGUACCUGAGUACAUUAAGAAAGCUGCCAAGAAAGCAGCCGAAUUCAACAGCAACUUAAACCGGGAACGCAUGGAAGAGAGAAGAGCAUAUUUUGACUUGCAGACACAUGUUAUCCAAGUGCCUCAAGGAAAGUACAAAGUGUUGCCAACAGACCGAACAAAGGUCAGUUCUUACCCAGUGGCUCUCAUCCCCGGACAGUUCCAGGAGUAUUAUAAGAGGUACUCACCGGAUGAGCUUCGGUACUUGCCAUUAAACACAGCCCUGUAUGAGCCGCCCCUGGACCCAGAGCUCCCGGCACUAGAUAGUGACGGUGAUUCAGAUGAUGGCGAAGAUAGUCGAGGGGAUGAAAAGCGGAAAAAUAAAGGCACUUCGGACAGCUCCUCAGGCAAUGUGUCUGAAGGAGACAGCCCCCCUGACAGCCAGGAGGACACCUUUCAGGGAAGACAGAAAUCAAAAGACAAAGUGGCCACUACAAGAAAAGAUGGCUCCAAACGUUCUGUACUGUCCAAGUCAGUUCCUGGGUACAAGCCAAAGGUCAUUCCAAAUGCUCUAUGUGGAAUUUGUCUGAAGGGUAAGGAAUCCAACAAGAAAGGAAAGGCUGAAUCACUUAUACACUGCUCCCAGUGUGAUAACAGUGGCCACCCUUCUUGCUUGGAUAUGACCAUGGAGCUUGUUUCUAUAAUUAAGACCUACCCAUGGCAGUGUAUGGAAUGUAAGACAUGCAUUAUAUGUGGACAGCCCCACCAUGAAGAAGAAAUGAUGUUCUGUGAUGUGUGUGACAGAGGUUAUCAUACUUUUUGUGUGGGCCUUGGUGCUAUUCCAUCAGGUCGCUGGAUUUGUGACUGUUGUCAGCGAGCUCCCCCAACACCCAGGAAAGUGGGCAGAAGGGGAAAAAACAGCAAAGAGGGAUAAAAUAGGUUUUUGACCUGACCCUCAGUUUGGGAUAUCUGGUGCCAUUUUAUUUACACUUUCAUUUUUAUGCCAAUAAAGAACCUUUUUUGAAAUUAACUAUGACCUUAAA